CCCACUCCGUGAAAUACCAGUGGCAAACGUUGUUGGUGCUUUCUGUGGCAGUGUGUUUCGGUCCAGACUCAAUAUACUACGGCGUUUCGGUCUAGUAUGAAAGGAUUUUCAUCAUUUUUCGAUGGAUUAAACAACCAUGAUUAUACAUUUGGGUCUUCAUUCACUCUUGAAGAAACUUUGUUUCAGCAGGUGAUGGAUACAGAUCAUGACGCAAAUGAAUCCCUUUCACCAACAACGAGCGAGUCCCGAUUUACACCAGAUCACAGCCUGGAUAGCAACGCAAACGCCAUCCAAAUUGACAAUACUCUGAACUCAUCGAUAAACGUAUGUACAAUAUGCUGUGAUCGUGCUACAGGCAAGCACUAUGGAGCCGCAUCGUGCGAUGGAUGCAAAGGAUUUUUCCGCCGUAGUGUCCGAAAAAGCCACACCUAUACAUGCCGGUUUUCGCGCAACUGCGUCGUGGAUAAAGACAAACGAAAUCAGUGCCGAUAUUGUAGACUAAGAAAAUGUUUCAAAGCUGGUAUGAAAAAAGAAGCUGUACAAAAUGAACGUGAUAGAAUAAGCUGUAGACGUUCCAGUUUAGAGGAAGUUGAGUCAUCAAAUGGGCUCUCGGUAAAGUUUCUGCUGAGAGCCGAAAAUUUCAGCCGCCAUUUUGGAGCUGCACUAGACGACGCAAAUGAUGGCGAUUGCGAUUUAUCUAACAAAAGAUAUGCGAGCAUAAACGAUGUCUGCGAUUCCAUGAAGCAGCAACUCCUGAUACUUGUUGAGUGGGCCAAAUCGAUUCCAGCGUUCGCUGAACUGCAGCUCGAUGAUCAAGUCGCUUUGUUAAGGGCUCAUGCAGGAGAACAUUUACUUUUGGGAUUAUCAAGAAGGUCGAUGCACUUGGAUGAAAUGCUGCUCCUUGGAAAUAAUUGCAUAAUCACAAAGCAGUGUCCUGAUUCUAAAGUGGCACCAAAUCUGGAUAUCUCAAAAAUUGGAGCCAGAAUUAUAGAUGAGCUUGUUAGUGCCAUAAAAGACUUGAAGUUGGAUGACUCAGAGCUGGCGUGUAUCAAAGCAUUGGUAUUUUUCGAUCCGAGUGUAAAAGGUCUUAACCAACCUCAGCAAAUAAAGGCAUUGAGGCAUCAAGUUCUGAAUAAUCUGGAGGAUUAUGUUUCAGAUAAACAAUAUGAUUUAAGGGGCCGUUUUGGAGAAAUUCUACUAUUGUUGCCAGUACUUCAAUCAAUUACUUGGCAAAUGAUACAACAAAUCGAACUAGCAAAAAUGUUUGGAGUGGCGCACAUUGACAGUCUGCUCCAAGAAAUGCUGCUAGGAGGUGAAUCAGUGGACAAUACAACUUCCUCAACUCCUCCGUUGAGUACAUUUCCGAAUAGCAGUAACAGUCCAACCCACAUGAUACCCUGCAGCGGUGCUCAAAAUACAAAUUCUAUGGACCAGUCCAACGAUGCGCCGAUACCAACGUCGACGUGCAAUUCUAUUGAGCCAGAGUCGAUGGAUGAUAGUUGUAAAAUUAUACAACCAACUAUAAUAGAAGAUAUCAGCUACAGCAAUAUACCUUUGACUCCCAAUAAUUAUCAACGAGGCGAAAAUAUAUCCAACUUUAUGCACCAGUCGAGCGGAGAAGUUUACAGCAACCCGUAUAUGACAUCUACUUCUUCUGAUGUAAAUGCUCUACAUGCUUCAAUGGAGCGUCAUAUGCAUACAAAUGUUUUAUUACCUUGCAAUAAUCUUAGUCGAGAAGAAUACUUUAAAUUAGAGUUGAAACGAGAACCAGAUACAAAUGGCUAUUAA
Culex quinquefasciatus (southern house mosquito) is the source of this 1788-nucleotide messenger RNA. RefSeq names its product transcription factor HNF-4 homolog (gene Hnf4). Gene Ontology annotation, cellular component: nucleus. Gene Ontology annotation, molecular function: nuclear receptor activity; zinc ion binding; RNA polymerase II cis-regulatory region sequence-specific DNA binding. Gene Ontology annotation, biological process: cell differentiation; regulation of transcription by RNA polymerase II; anatomical structure development. The record is from RefSeq and is a predicted model, not a curated record. Lineage: Eukaryota; Metazoa; Arthropoda; Insecta; Diptera; Culicidae. The transcript has 7 exons. The coding region runs from base 97 to 1788 and encodes 563 amino acids.